Molecule: messenger RNA, 3182 nt
Organism: Diabrotica virgifera virgifera (western corn rootworm)
Lineage: Eukaryota; Metazoa; Arthropoda; Insecta; Coleoptera; Chrysomelidae
Exons: 16
Coding region: 197-3097 (966 amino acids)
Biological process (GO): carbohydrate metabolic process; proteolysis; chitin catabolic process
Cellular component (GO): extracellular region
Molecular function (GO): chitinase activity; serine-type endopeptidase activity; chitin binding
Source: RefSeq, a predicted model, not a curated record
UUCGUGUUGAUAACAUAAUAUUAAUAAUCCGAGAUCAUUAUAAACCGGUUGUCAUUUAGAGUAAAUGAGAUUCAUACAGUGUUUUCCUUUUUGGUUUAACAGUUAAGAAGACAUGAAGACAACGUCAAUUAAAAAAUUAUUGUGAUAGUUUAUUUUUAGAUACUGUUAAUCUUUGUUUUUACGUGACUGUGAUAGUAUGGAUGUACAUUGCGUUUUGUUUUGCUUGUUGUUUAUUUUUAAAGGUUUUACAAGCGAACAAUUAGAAAGCAAUAACAAUUAUUCCACAUUAAGACAAAGACGACAAAGUAGUUUUAAAUGUACACUGCCCCCACAAUUACAAAAUGGGAGGUGGUUAAUAACUGAAGCAGAUGUCAAACCAGGUGACCAGGUAGAGGUUAAUUCGAUUUUAAGAUUAGAAUGCCACGAAGGUUACCAGUUACAACCUAAUACUCCUUUCCUUGUAUGUGAUACGAACUGGGAAGGGAUAAAAAUUCCAACAUGUAAAAAAAAAUGUCCUCCGUUUUAUUCAACAGUAACUACACAGUUACUAUGCAAAGAUAAAGAUGAAAAUACAGUAACUUGUGACAAAGCCAUUGAUGGUACAUACUUAACUUACGAAUGUGCUGCUUAUUAUGAAAUUCCACCCGGAGGCAGAAAUGUUCUUUACUGUAAUAAUGGUAUUUGGGACUUUCCAAAACCGAUAUGUCAACCAAAGUGUGGAAAGAAGUUUAAUAAGGAAACAAUAGCACUUACUUGGGGUGGAAAUGAUGUUAAGGAUUUUGAGUAUCCGUGGGUUAUAGCUUUGUAUAAGAAUGCAGGUGGACGAUACCGGAAUGUAUGUGGGGGUACCUUAAUCAGCCGAAGAGUUGUUAUAACUGCUGCUCAUUGUGUUACUGACGAUUAUGGCAAUGCUAUUGGUAGGGAGAACUUUCAAGUUGCUGCUGGUAAAUAUUACAAUGCUUUUGGAGAUCAAAGAGAUACGAAAGCGCAAUACAGAAAGAUAUCACAGGUUAUUGUUCACAAAGGAUAUAGAGGAGUCAGUCAGAGAUAUAUUGCUGACUUAGCCUUACUCAUUACUCAAGAACUGUUCAAACUAGACCCAGUGGUUCAGCCAGUGUGUACUGAUAAUGUCAAUAAUAUGUUCCUAACAAAUUACCAAAUGGGAGAAGUCGCUGGUUGGGGUCUUACAGAAAACGACAAACCCUCCGAUCGUCUUAGAGUUAUUAGAAUACCAUACAAAGAAGGUGGCACAUGUGCUAGAGAGCUGCCAGCUAGCUGGGAGCAAGAGUAUAAUUUCUUAGACAAAAUUUGUGCUGGUCGUCAGAAUGAAAGUAUUGCAGUCUGUCAGGGAGAUAGUGGGAGUGGUCUUGUAUUUCAAAACCGAGAAGACAAUAGGUACUACAUCCACGGAAUAGUAAGCAUAGCUCCAAAUCUAUAUACUGCCAGCUGCAACAACCGAACAAAUGCUCUAUACACUAGCGUGAUAUUCUAUUAUGCUUUUAUAAAAAUAGAAAUGAACAAAAACCAUAUGGAGGACUGCAAACUUCCAGAAUAUCCAAAAAAUGGUAAAUGGUAUCUCGAAAGUGAUGCACAGAAGAAGCCAGGUGAUAUAGUAACGUCUAAUGCUAUUUUACAAUUUUCAUGUAAUAGAAAAUAUAUAUUGUCUACUGUAUCGCCAUAUCAUGACUGUGAAAGUUCUUAUAAUCCGCCUGUUUGUCUUUUGCUAUGUCCUAAGGUGUCGUUACCAAGUGGGACAGACAUAGUCUGUAGAAACUUCAACGAUCAACCCAUACAAUGUGCAGAUGUUGCUGAUGGUGGGAGUAUUACAUUCACGUGUCCAAGUGGCUUUGUAACAGACCGAGGAACAGCAUCUAGUACAAGAUACUGUCGAAAUGGAGUAUUUAGCAGUUCCCCACCUUCGUGUAUCCUUAAGACUUUAUAUAAACCAAAAGUAAGAGUACCAGUUACACCUACACCUCCUACACCAGAACCUCCAAAUACUGUAGCAAUUGGUAACGACGGAAUUAAAGUAGUGUGCAUUUACGCUAGUUGGAGAGCCUAUAGUGGAGCAACUCCGGACACUUUUGAACCUUCGUUGUGCACUCAUUUAAUCUACCAAUUUGUUGGUCUCCAUGAAAAUGGAGAGAUACGAAUAGAUGAAUCGUUGGACAUUAAAUAUAAAGGGAUGGGUUUGUUUAAGAUGACAACUGAUUUAAAAAAGAGGAACAAAAGUUUAAAAGUAUUACUAAGCGUUGGUGGUAGCGGAGGCACGAACUCAUCACUUUUUAGAGAACUUGCUAACAAUAACAAUAAAACAAAAGCUUUCUUAUCAAGUGCGGCAAAAAUAAUACAAACCUACCAGUUUGAUGGAUUGGAUAUAUUUUGGUUCUACCCAGAAGUGGAUGAUAAGGAGAGAUAUAUCCGUCUGUUAGAGAAAAUAAAGAAUAACUUUAAGAAGCAAAGAUGGCUAUUAUGUGUGACCGUACGACCUGGAUUGGAAGAUGCGGGAUACGAUCCUAAGAAAAUGGAUGGGAUAGUGGACUGGGUGAAUCUCAAAACUUAUGAUUUUUACGGAAGUUGGAGUUCUUCCACUGGCAAUCAUAACUCUCUUUAUUUUUCCUCAAAAGAGUAUAAUUGGGAAAAGGAACAUUCUAACAUAGCGGCAGCCGCUAAGAACUGGCUCAAUGCAGGCCUAUCCAAAGAGAAGACGGUUUUAGGUGUUGCAUUCUAUGGAGUGAGUUUUGAGUUGAAAGCUAGCAAUGAAACUGGUAUACAUGCUCCUGUAAUAAAGGGAUCUGCCCUUGGAGAGCUUAGAUAUUAUGAGAUUUGUUCACAAUACGAUAACUUUACAAAAGUAUGGGAUGACGAGACAAAAACACCAUACUUGUACAAUGGUACUUACUGGAUUGGUUAUAAUGACCCUAUUGCUAUUUGGAUAAAGGGAGACUAUGUAAAGAAAAAUCAAUUUGGUGGUGCUGUUAUUUAUUCAAUAGAUGGCGACGAUAAUACUCGUUUAUGUGGGGGAGAUAAAUUUGUUUUACUGAAGCAUUUACAUGGUGGUAUGGGACAUGACUUAACGUGGUUAAACGACAAUUGACUGAAUUUUGAAAAUAAAUUUUAAUUAUGCGAAUACUUAGUUAAUAAAUCGUUAAAUAUAUGUGAAAUAAAGCAGUAAGAAUUUA